Siniperca chuatsi (mandarin fish) is the source of this 2527-nucleotide messenger RNA. It is a transcript of the gene prmt5, whose product is annotated as protein arginine methyltransferase 5. The transcript has 16 exons. NCBI's taxonomy places the organism in Eukaryota, Metazoa, Chordata, Actinopteri, Centrarchiformes, Sinipercidae. Gene Ontology annotation, cellular component: cytosol; nucleus. The record is from RefSeq and is a predicted model, not a curated record. Gene Ontology annotation, biological process: regulation of DNA-templated transcription; peptidyl-arginine N-methylation. Bases 33 to 1964 code for a protein of 643 amino acids.
GCAUCAGUGUCCUCGUAAACCAGAGCAACGGGAUGGUCCCAGGCAAUUCAUUCAGUCGGCUAAAAAUCAUGGCGUCCGUCAGUACGGGGAGCAGGGUGUCCUGCGGGAGAGAUUUGAAUUGCGUGCCGGAGGUAGCCGACACGUUAGCUGCGGUCGCCAAACUUGGGUUUGACUUCCUGUGCAUGCCCCUGUUCCACUCGAGGUUCAAGAGAGAGUUUGAGUUGGAGCCCGCUAAAUCAAGACCCGGUGCUCAGACCCGAUCAGACCUGCUGCUGUGUGGAAGAGAUUGGAAUACUCUUGUUGUUGGGAAACUCUCUCCAUGGAUCGACGCAGAUUCAGAAAUCGAGACAGAACGCAGAAACUCGGAGGCCGCUCUGGCACAGGAGCUAAACUUCUCAGCCUACCUGGGCCUACCUGUCUUCAUGGUCCCUCUAAAGGGCCCUCAUAAUGCCAAUCUAGCCCGCCUGCUGCUAAACCACAUCCACACUGGACACCACACGUCAAAUUUCUGGAUACGUGUCCCGCUGAUGGCUUCAGAGGACAUGCGGGAAGAUCUGAUUGAGAAUGAACCGAGCACUUGCAUCGAUGACACAAGUGUUGAUGAGAAGACCUGGAGCUGGUGGCACUCAUUUAGAACCCUUUGUGAUUACAACAAGAGGAUCUGUCUUGCUAUUGAAGUUGGAGCAGACAUGCCAUCAGACGCUGUGAUUGAUAAGUGGCUCGGGGAACCUAUCAAAGCAGCCAUACUUCCCACCAGCAUCUUCCUAACUAAUAAGAAGGGCUUCCCUGUUUUGUCAAAAGCCCAUCAGCGUAUAAUCUUCUCUCUUUUCAAGCUGGAGGCCCAGUUCAUCUUCACAGGAACCAGUCGCCACACUGAGAAGGACUUCCGAUCCUACCUGCAGUACCUGGAAUACCUCAACCAGAACCGGCCUGCACCCAAUGCCUACGAGCUCUUCGCCAAGGGUUAUGAAGAUUACCUGCAGUCUCCCCUCCAGCCACUCAUGGACAACCUGGAGUCCCAGACAUAUGAAGUAUUUGAGAAGGAUCCUAUUAAAUAUUCCCAGUAUCAACAGGCUGUAUAUAAAUGUCUACUUGACAGAGUUCCAGAGGAGCAGAAAGACACAAAUGUUCAGGUGUUGAUGGUGUUGGGAGCAGGCAGGGGUCCCCUGGUCAAUGCGUCCCUGCGCGCUGCCAGACAGGCAGACAGGAAGCUCAAGGUUUACGCUGUGGAGAAAAAUCCCAAUGCUGUAAUCACGCUGGAGAAUUGGCGCUUUGAGGAGUGGGGUGAUCAGGUGACAGUGGUGUCAUGUGACAUGCGGGACUGGGCAGCGCCUGAGAAAGCCGACAUCAUUGUCAGCGAGCUGCUUGGAUCAUUUGGUGACAAUGAACUUUCACCUGAGUGCUUAGAUGGAGCGCAGCACUUUCUCAAAGAUGAUGGAGUGAGCAUCCCCUGUUCCUACACGUCCUUCCUGGCUCCCCUGUCCUCCUCCAAGCUUUACAACGAAGUACGGGGGUGCCGGGAACGUGACAAGGACCCAGAGUGCCAUUUUGAGACGCCCUACGUAGUGCGCCUCCAUAACUUCCACCAGUUGGCUGACCCCAAACCGUGCUUCACUUUCACACACCCAACAACAGAUAUGAACAAUAAUCGGUAUCAGUGCCUCAGAUUCUCAGUGGGUUGUAACUCGGUGCUCCAUGGUUUUGCUGGCUACUUUGAGACCACGCUGUACAAAGAUGUCACACUCAGUAUAAAACCAGAUACACAUUCACCUGGAAUGUUCUCCUGGUUCCCCAUCCUCUUCCCCCUCAAACAACCCAUCUCCAUAUCCCGGGAUGAUGAUGUCACAGUGCGAUUCUGGCGCUGCAACAACGGGAAGAAGGUGUGGUAUGAAUGGGCCGUGACCGAGCCCUCCUGCUCUGCCAUCCACAAUCCAGCAGGACGCUCCUACACCAUCGGCCUGUGAAGACGACACAUCAGCAUACCCGUCAACAGGCAUACACACACAUGUUUCUGUAAGACUUGGUGGCAGUUAAAGUGGAGGUGGCCUGGCUCUUUUUAUAUACACAGUUAAAACCUGGACUUGUGGUGCAAAAACCCUUAAGGUGCGGUCUGGGUUUUAAAAUGACCAGUGGUAGGCACUUUUGAGAAGUCUGUUUCAGCAGGCAUGGACUAUCACCUGUACACAAACUGUAUUGUUGCUGUGAGAUUGGCUUAUUCAGAUAAGGUCAAACACCUGGCCACUGGUUUAUUUUUUUAAGGUAUUUUUUCCCCUACUGUUCUAAACAGGCAUUGCAGACAUACACACUCAGUCCAACAGGACCUUUUGCCUUAUCAAACACACAUUCCAUACCGCUACUUACAUACUGAUGAAAUACCCUUCUCCUCAACACAAGAGGGUGAGAUUGAAGUUUACGCUGUUCAGGUCACAUACCAUAUUGUUUGGGAGCUGUCUCUUCAUACCUUUUUGUUAUUUUGUUUCUGUAUGUUUGAACCAUGUCAAUAAAGACAACACUGUAAUGUUCUCCA